Messenger RNA from Octopus bimaculoides (California two-spot octopus), 1766 nucleotides. RefSeq lists its product as uncharacterized. Gene Ontology annotation, cellular component: membrane. The record is from RefSeq and is a predicted model, not a curated record. Lineage: Eukaryota; Metazoa; Mollusca; Cephalopoda; Octopoda; Octopodidae. Gene Ontology annotation, biological process: sensory perception of taste.
GCGUAUCACACAAGUUUAAAUAACCAAGCACUUGCACUCUCGGAGAGAAAGAAAUCUUGCAUGGUCUGUGUAUAUUUUUGAAGAGAAUCAACCAGUUGUGAAAAAGACGAAAUUAUGGAAACCGUGAACACAAAUGAAACUCAGUUCUUGAAAACUCUCGAAAUUUAUCGAAAAAUUAAUAGUUUUAGCAAAUCAAUAAUCGAUAUAUCGUUGAUGAAAUCAAACAAACUUAAAGCAAUAUUUCUACAAGUUUUCUGUGCACUGUUUUACAUAUAUCUGAUUCUAAACCCUAUUCGUCACAUUGUUUCCUUAAUACAACUGAAAACGAUCGAAAACGAUAAAAUGUUUUUAUAUAUUUACAUAAUAUUUUUUCGUAUAUUCCUUUCUCUCUCUCCAUUUAUAAAACUGUUCAGAAAAUCUAGAGACAAGGAGCUAAUUGAAAAGUUUGCUAAACUUAAAACUGAGGAUGAAGAUGGAAUCUGGUACAACAACCCUAUAAUAUAUAAGUCAGUAUAUAUAUUAAUAUGUCUAAUUAUUAUUGGAAGUAUAACUCUGGAUUUCAUUAUACCGCUGUUGAGUUAUGAUUUGUUGAUCUUUUACGAAUAUCCUGUUCCAAAUACUUACACUUACAUCAUCCCAUUUUUAGUAAUGCAGAUUGUAUUUAAUUCUGUAUCAGCUUUAUCCAUAUUAACUGAUGUGUAUAUAUAUCUUCUAAUCGCAGUUACUCUUAUAUGUCAUUUUAACAAAGUGGCGAAUGAAGCACAGAUUUAUGUAACUGAAAAGCAAUCAGCUAAGUCGGAUAUUAUUACGAAUCAUGGAGAGAUUACAGACAUAUGUAACACCCAUGAUGCUCUGUGUUUAAUAGUGAGAUUAGUAAAUGAUUCCCUGCAGUUUAUUUCAGGAUUUCUCGUGUUCGGUAGUGUCAUCAGCUGCUGUAUUGCUACGUAUGGAAUAAUAAAUGAUUCUUUCAAAACUAACAUGUUUAUAAACAUUUAUGUAGCUGUGGUGGUUACAGGAUGUCUGUCAUCGUGGACUGCAAUGCUUUGGUGCGGAAUUCAAUUAAACAGAUCGCAUCCAGCAAUCUGAUGUUUUGGAUCAUGAUACUUUGGAAUGGUGUUCGUUUACAUGCUGCGGUUCACAGUAUUACACAAAGUAUUCAUUUUAUGCAAUUUCAGGACAUAAAACAGGAAGUUAUUGCAAAGAUAUUAGUUUUCCUAAAUCGACUAACGACUGAAUCUCAUGGAAUCGAUGUCGGUGGCUGUUUCGUAAUAACUCCCUCGUCAACACUUACGAUGCUAGGAAGUUUUAUUACUUACAUACUGGUUGUGAUCCAGACAAAAUCUUUAUAGCUGCCCUCUCUUCCUUAUUAUACAUUUCCAAUGAUAAAUUAUAUGCGAAGCUCGAUUUAACAACAUUACCUCGCCAGUACAUGAAUUCGGACCACGUCCCUACAAACCUUUCCGAAGCAAGAUUCUUGAAAAGAUUAAAAAAUAGCGUGAUACUGUAUCGAGUUCCAACCUCUCCUACCAGCGUUAGAUUGAUUAUGUAAUCUUUGUUAUCAGAAACACAUGCUGCUAUUGAUUUUCAACUAGUUUACUUACAACUGACCAUCACUUUUGUCGAAAAGAAUAUUUUUCACUUUGAUUUUUCUCAAUAUAUAUUGUAUUUUCCUUCCCACUCAUCUGGGCAACAUGUUUUUCGUUUCUCUCAUUUUCAUCAAUAUAUAAGACCGAUAAAUCACUGGAUGUAUAUUAUAAAUGUUCAAC